Messenger RNA from Letharia columbiana, 1401 nucleotides. RefSeq lists its product as uncharacterized. The record is from RefSeq and is a predicted model, not a curated record. Gene Ontology annotation, cellular component: Golgi apparatus; endoplasmic reticulum; plasma membrane. The transcript has 6 exons. The coding region runs from base 1 to 1401 and encodes 466 amino acids. Lineage: Eukaryota; Fungi; Ascomycota; Lecanoromycetes; Lecanorales; Parmeliaceae.
AUGAAGUGUUUUCGAUUGCGGCACGUCCUUGGCGUCAGCCCUACGCCUACCUGUGCUGCCACACUUGCCAUCAACCGCCGACCUCAAGCUUACCAACCACAAGCAUACUGUUCCGAAGGCACUCAUGCGUACUUCAAUCGCACAAUGUCGCAAACUCAGACACACACGGAGUCGGUAGAUGGUCAAGACCACGAUGAGGUGCAGAAGAAGGCAAAGAACAGAAGGCCAGCUAAUACUGCCUUCCGGCAGCAGCGACUGAAAGCGUGGCAACCCAUCCUUACACCCAAGACGGUUUUGCCUCUCUUUUUCAUAGUUGGAAUCAUCUUCGCUCCAAUAGGAGGGCUUCUACUCUACGCCAGUGCCCAAGUGCAAGAGAUAUCAAUCGACUAUACUCAUUGUCGGGACGAGGCACAAAAUACCUCGAUUGACAGCACAGAAUACCAGACAAUUCCCAGCAAAUAUACUUCGUCGUCAUUCAAAGGCUCCAAUUCGAAUUGCUCAAGCAACCCAACAUACAAAUGGAGAUCAUACAACAUCAACCGUACCUACUACAGUGACCAUCCUGUGGAUACUUCGGUCUGCUCAUUGCAGUUCAACAUCCCCGACAACCUCAAACCUCCGGUACUCCUCUACUACCGUCUCACGAAUUUCUACCAAAACCACCGCCGAUACGUUAAAUCUCUGGACUCGAAUCAAUUGAAGGGCGAUGCUAUAAACAACAAUUCUCUUGGCGCGUGUAGUCCUUUGAACACCGACCCCAAUGGGAAGCCGUACUGGCCUUGCGGUCUCAUCGCCAAUUCAAUCUUCAACGAUUCAUUUGCAAAUCCCGUGCAGCUGAAUGUGCACGAUAGCUCUGCCUUCAACGUUACAUACAACAUGACAGAAAAUGGUAUCGCCUGGAGCAGCGAUAAAGCUCUGUAUGCUCCUACAAAAUACGACCCUGCAGAUAUCACUCCUCCACCCAACUGGUAUUUGCGAUACCAAGAUGGUUACACCUCGGACAACUUACCAGACUUGGAAAGCGACGAAGCUUUUCAGGUUUGGAUGAGGACUGCUGGGCUUCCGAAUUUCAGUAAGCUGGCGAAGCGCAACGAUAAUGAGACCAUGCAGUGUAGCAUGUACCAGGUGGAUAUCGAAAAUAACUUUCCGGUCGAUAUAUAUGGAGGCACCAAAUCCUUGGUCAUAUCCACUCGAACAGUGAUGGGAGGGAAGAAUCCUUUCCUUGGGAUAGCGUAUGUGGCAGUUGGUGGCAUCUGCAUUGUCCUCGGCGCCUUAUUCACAGUGACCCAUCUCAUUAAGCCCCGCAAACUCGGAGACCAUACCUAUUUGUCAUGGAACAAUGACCAACCCAGCACAGCGACCGCAACCGGGAUUUCAAGACCAGGUAAUGAUGCAGCAUGA